Cynara cardunculus var. scolymus (artichoke) is the source of this 1295-nucleotide messenger RNA. RefSeq names its product RNA pseudouridine synthase 7. The coding region runs from base 106 to 1251 and encodes 381 amino acids. Gene Ontology annotation, molecular function: RNA binding; pseudouridine synthase activity. The transcript has 12 exons. The record is from RefSeq and is a predicted model, not a curated record. Lineage: Eukaryota; Viridiplantae; Streptophyta; Magnoliopsida; Asterales; Asteraceae. Gene Ontology annotation, biological process: pseudouridine synthesis.
CCGUGUCAUGAACAUGGGCCAAAAACACCCCAAGCUCCGUAAAACCGGUUUUAUGGCCGGAGGUGAAGCACCGUAGAUAAAGUAAGACUGUGCAGGAGUUCCAUCAUGAAGAGGAAUAGAGAAGACAUGGAGAUUGUGUGGCAAACUCCGGCGAACCCACCGGAGCGCCGUGAUUAUAUCUUCCGGAACGGAAUUCGCUAUGUUAAACCCUACUACUUCGAAUUCAUUUCUCAUGCUAAGAAUCGCUGGGCCGGGAAGACCAUCGUUGAUCUGUUUGCUGAAGAGUUCAAAGGUCGAAAUCGUGAUUACUAUGAUUCUGCUGUUAAGUCUGGUCGCAUACAAGUAGAUGGAAAGACAGUGCCUGUUUCAUACAGAGUUCAGUCAUCACAAAAGAUUAGUCACUUUGUACAUAGGCAUGAACCGCCAGUGAUGGCUUUGGAUGUCAAAAUUCUGCACGAAGGAGAAGAUGUACUCACUGUUUAUAAGCCUGCAUCAGUUCCAGUACAUCCAUGUGGUCAAUACCGUAAGAACACAGUUGUUGGUAUUCUUCAGGCAGAACAUGACUUAGCGCCUGUCUUUCCUGUUCAUCGGCUAGAUCGUUUGGUCUCUGGACUUCUUAUUCUUGCAAGAAGUGCUUCUCAGGCUGAUCUUUUCAGGCAACAGAUUGAAUCUGGAAUGGUGCAGAAACAGUAUAUUGCAAAAGUAGUUGGGGAAUUUCCUGAGGAGCAAGUUGUUAAUUUGAGGGUAAAUUUCAAUGCUCGAGAAGGAAGGAGUACCACAGAGCCCGAGGACAUGGAUGAAAAAGGCAAUGCUACCUCAAAUGGAAAGGCUGCAUGUACAAAAUUUACAAGAAUUUCUACCAAUGGGAAAUAUAGUAUCGUAUCAUGUCACCCAAUCACCGGAAGAACCCAUCAAAUUCGUGUGCACCUGCAAUCUACCGGUCAUCCGAUAGCCAAUGACACACUCUACCUCACUGAAUUUGUCGAUGGUGGUUCUAGAAGAACAUUUAUUGCUCAUAAAGGUACCGUUAAGUCGAGCCAUUCGUUGGAUUCCAAGUCUAACGAUGAUUGCAUUAGUGAAUCUCAAGAGUUGAUCGAAGAUUUUGGCAUUGAUCCAAUGUGCACAAAUUGCCCAAACUUGGCGCCAAUCGGAUAUGAUGGGAGUGAAGAAGGUUUGUGGCUUCAUUGUGUUAGAUACAGUGGACCUGGUUGGGUAUAUGAAUGUCCAUAUCCACACUGGGCAUCUCUUUAACCUAUUAAAUCUUUUUUAUUUUAAAAUUAUUAUUAUUAUUAUUA